UGCAACCCUGUGCUGGAGACAAAACACAAAGCGAAAUAAAUGGUAGAGAAAAAGAAAAUAAGACGAAGAAAAAGUAGUGAAUUUUUUUAUUUAGUUGAGUAUUUUCCAUAAGCAUGUCGGCUGACGGUGAAAAAGAUAAAACCAUUGAAAAUAUGGAAACAGAAAAGAAAGAAGAAACAACAACAAAAGUUGCGGAUGCAACUGAGGAGAAAAAAUCUGUUGAAAACGAUAAGAAAUCGAAUGAUGAAGGCGGUGGUGAUAAAUCAGACGCUGAUACUGAGGCUGUAGAUGAAAAAACUAACAAUGAAACUGGUGCACAAAAUAACGAUGAAGACGAUAAGAAACCUAAAGAAGAUGAAGAAAAAUCUGAUGAGGUUGCUGAAACUAAAAAAUCUCCAAAUGAUAAAGAAGAGGAAACUAAAGGCGAAGACAAAAAAUCAAAUGAUAUUAAAAAGGAUGAAGCCGCCGAUGAAAAAGAUUCUGCCAAAAAUGGCGAUGUAGACAACAAAACUGAAACGAAGGAUGAAGAUGAGGAUAAAGAAUCUAAGGAUGAAGAUGAGAAAAUGAAAGAAAAUACAGAAGUGGCUGAAGACGAUGAAAAUGUUGUAGCUCUGGCUGAAAUUGAUAAAAUUAAUGAAAAUAUUAAUAAAACUAGAGUAGAUGGCUUGCAAACAUUGCAUGCGAUAUGUUUUGGUUCGCAAGGCAAAAACAACGUCGUUAAGAAGAAUUUACGUUCUUUUGCGGGCUUUGAAUUUGAAAAAGAUUCAUCGGAAUAUAAAAAGAAAUUUGAAUCAAUUAAAAAAGUCGAUUUGAAACAAUUAAAAAGUAUUUGCGAGAUCCUAGCACUAGAACGUAAAGGUUCCAAGGAAGAUGCUGCAAAUCGUAUUUUGAAAUUUCUCAUGGAGCCAGAUGAGUCACUGUGUGUAGAACCAUCGCCUGAAGAUGAAGAAAUGGAAGAGGAGGAAGAAGCUCAAGAAGAAGAAGAAGAGGAGGAAGAAGAACCCAGUGAGGAUGAAAAACGUAAAAGCAAGUCUAGUGGUAGAUCAGGUGGCAGAUCUACAUCCGGUCGUCCUCGUCGUGCUACAGCUGGCAAAAAAAUGUCGGCAUAUGUUGAUUUCUCUAGUUCAGAUGAAGAUGCACGCAAAGUAAUACCAGCUAAACGAAGACGAAAUAAUGAUGAUUCAGAAUCUGGUUCAGAUUAUAAUCCUUCUGGUAAUUCUGAUUCUGAUGGUGGCAAAGGACGAAAAGCAGCUGCAGCUGCGGCUCGAGGUGCUCGUGGGCGACCGGCUCGCAAAUCACGUAGAAGAAAUUCGGAUUCUGAAGAGGAAUCUGAAUUAUCAGAAGCCGAAAGUGAUGCGGCACCUAAGCGCAAGCGUCCAUCAACUGGUGCUGGUAAACGUGGUCGGCCUGCUGUAUCGCCUCGUGGUAAAGGCCGUGCUGCUGCUAGUAAACCUUCUUCUCGCAAUAAACGCAAAGGAAAAGACUCUGAAAGCGAGGAAGAAGUUUCCGAAGAUGAGGAGGAGGAAGAAGAAGAAAUGUCUGAUUUGGGAAGUGAGAAAACUGAGGAGGAAGAAAAAUCGAAAAAGAACAAGAAACCUGUAACACCUGCGAAAAAUAACAAACCCAACAAUAAAACUCCAUCAAAACCAGCUGCUGGACGUCCUAAGAAAUCUAAAAAAGAAUCGUCCGAAGAUGAAAAAGAUGAUAGCGAUGAGGAUGAGCCAUUAAAUAAAAAGGGCAAAGCUUCAUUCCCCACGGAUGAACAAAUUCGUGCUUAUGUUAAAGAAAUUUUAGAUAAGGCCAAUCUGGAGGAGAUAACCAUGAAAACUGUAUGCAAACAGGUUUAUGCUAAAUAUCCAGAUUUCGAUUUAACAGAUAAAAAGGACUUUAUUAAAGCCACAGUAAAAGCGCUGAUUGCCGCUUAAAAAAAUCGAAAAACCUUGCAUCUCUUUUUUUCAAAAAUGAAUCCUGUUUUAAUUUACCUUUAUUUGGAAAGAACCAACAAACAUUUUGUAUAAGUUUUUCUUUAAUAAUUUUUUUUUUUUAGUUUUAACCUACAACUACUACUGUGUAUGUGUGCAAAUCUACAACAAAAUGUUGUCUAUUUUUUUGAAAAUGAUACAUUACAAUAUAUAAAUAUAAUAACUUGUAAUCCACUUCUACAAUUUAGGUUAGUUAAACCGUAAUCAUAUGACUUUUAUCUUUAAAACAUAAUAACAACAAAAUUUGAUUUUCGAGACCUUUAUUAUUAUUAUUUCUUUAUAUUGAGUUAAAAAAUCUAUACUAAAUUUUAUUGUCUCUUUGCUAUUUUGUUUACAUUUAUGCAAAUGUAUAUUUAAAACAUCAAGAUCUAAAGAAAAAAUAAAAAAAGAAACCAUUCUAAAAUAUAUAUAUAAACUAAAAAAUCAAUAAUUAAUGUUUUAUUUACAUUUAAUUUACUCCCAUUAAUAAACAAAACAAAAAAAAAAGGAUACGAAGGGCUUAACACAAAAAAAGGCGUCAGUACAAAAAUGAAAAGAACAAAAAUUAUUAAUUAAAAUCUUCUCAAAAGAAAAUAAGUAUUUUUAAUACAUAUUUGAAAAAUUAGACGCAUAAUCAAAAGAAAAUAUUGAAAAUAAAAAAAAAUAUUAAUUUUUGAAAACAAGAUUAUUUUUUUGUGAAUAAAUUUACUAAAUUCUAUAUAUUUUUUUACCCUUAAAGACUUAUUUGUUUUUUUAAUUUUUUGUUUAACAAAACUUUUGGUAAUUGGCCGGUUUCCCAACUGACGUGAAAUAUAAACAAGCAAAACAUAGUCCUUAAUUAAAUUUAAAGAAACUUAAUAAAUAAAGUAAAGAAACAAAACAAAACACAAUUUUAUUAUUACUACAAAAAUAAAAGAUAAAAAAAACAAAACAAAAAGAUUCAAAUAAAACAAACAUUUUCAAAACAUAGUUAAACAAUAAACAUUAUCAAUAACAAUUACAAAGUGAAGAAAACAAUUUCAAAAUAGUUGUGUCAAUAUCCCAAUAAUUACAAACAAAUCUACAAAAUAGUUUACGUUUUGUAAUAAUGUAUUCAGUGUAAUAAUGUCAACAAUGAAUGAAUUUCAUUAACCCUCCCUCUUACAUCCAAAAGAAUAUAAAAAAAUAAUAAUAAAACUAAGUAAAUGAAACACACACAAAUUAUUAAUUCAUUGUAAAUUAUGUUUUAUUCGAUGUUCUUUAAACAAUAAAUAUUGUAAAAUUAAUAAAAAAAAAA
Calliphora vicina (urban bluebottle blowfly) is the source of this 3237-nucleotide messenger RNA. It is a transcript of the gene Dek, whose product is annotated as protein Dek. Lineage: Eukaryota; Metazoa; Arthropoda; Insecta; Diptera; Calliphoridae. The record is from RefSeq and is a predicted model, not a curated record. The transcript has 11 exons. Gene Ontology annotation, cellular component: nucleus. Gene Ontology annotation, molecular function: DNA binding; histone binding. Bases 114 to 1925 code for a protein of 603 amino acids. Gene Ontology annotation, biological process: regulation of double-strand break repair; chromatin organization.